UUGCAUUUUCCCUCAAUCUCAUGUGUUAAUUCCAUUGCUGAUGUUAGAAGAUUUAUCUUCACUGAUUAAAGUUUUUUUUUUUUUUUUGAAUUUAGCGUCAGAAAAGCGGUGCCCGGUCCGAUUUCAAUAUACAAACAUGUCUGCUGAUGAGGGUACCAGUGUUCCUGCGGAGACAUCCGCCCCAGCUCUUGGUGAGCCCAUGGACAUCAUGACCGCUCUCCAGCUCGUGCUGAAGAAAUCACUGGCCCAUGAUGGUCUUGCUCGUGGUCUUCAUGAAGGUGCCAAAGUAAUCGAUAAGCAUGCUGCUCAGCUCUGCGUGCUGGCCGAGGACUGCAACCAGCCAGAUUAUGUGAAACUGGUCAGGGCUCUCUGUGCCGACCACAACGUGAGCUUGAUAUCGGUCCCGAGUGCUAAAACCCUCGGCGAGUGGGCUGGGCUCUGCAAGAUUGACUCAGAGGGGAAGGCAAGGAAGGUUGUUGGUUGUUCCUGUGUUGUGGUGAAGGAUUAUGGAGAAGAAUCAGAGGGUCUUCAUAUUGUUCAGGAGUACGUGAAGUCCCACUGAGUUAGCAUCAGUGUAGCUAAAUUUGGUAAGCUUUCCGGAUUCAUGCAUGUGUUUUGUGACCGAUUUGAAUGUGUGGAUGAUAGGAAAAGUAUGGCAGUUACUAGUUACUUGAAAUUUUGCUAGUAGGUGUAUGGGUUUGCAUUUUCUUGUCCUUUUCUGAGACAGCCUCUAUUUUAUCUGGUCGUCAGUGAAAAGAUGUUUGGGUUUGUUGGGAAACCAACCGGAUAUGCUUCUUGAUUGUCACAUUUUAAUACUUAUUCAAUUGAGGUCUGUUUUGGUAAA
Molecule: messenger RNA, 844 nt
Organism: Magnolia sinica
Lineage: Eukaryota; Viridiplantae; Streptophyta; Magnoliopsida; Magnoliales; Magnoliaceae
Product: small ribosomal subunit protein eS12-like
Exons: 4
Coding region: 41-562 (173 amino acids)
Biological process (GO): translation
Cellular component (GO): ribosome; cytosolic small ribosomal subunit
Molecular function (GO): structural constituent of ribosome
Source: RefSeq, a predicted model, not a curated record